Messenger RNA from Trypanosoma conorhini, 339 nucleotides. RefSeq lists its product as uncharacterized. The record is from RefSeq and is a predicted model, not a curated record. The coding region runs from base 1 to 339 and encodes 112 amino acids. Lineage: Eukaryota; Euglenozoa; Kinetoplastea; Trypanosomatida; Trypanosomatidae. The transcript has a single exon.
AUGGCGUUGCUCUCCGUCUCCACCUGUGCAGAUGCGGCGCGUGGGCUGCCGCUGGCUUCUUGUGUGUGUGUGCGUGUUUGUGGAUUGCUGCACUUGCUCCCUGCCGUUGGGUGCGCUGCCUCGCCGGCUGGCCGCGGCGGGUUUCUUGCGUUGCGGAGGCCGCGGGUCCCUCACGUGUGUAGGGCCGGGCGCCGCAAGCGAAGCGGAGCAAAGCCAGCGCCGCGCGAGAAUGACGGCCGGGCCGCCCGAGGCGCCGCGGGCCACGACAGACACAGCAGUAUUGGCAAUCGAGGUGUUGGCGCGCCAUCCCGACCCUGGAUGGUGACGACGACGGGUUAG